AUAGUUCCGUAUUAAUCUCCUGACUAUAUUAGAUACAAUGAACAAGAAACUAGAUAUUCAUAAUCAUAUUCUUCCAAGGGAUUGGCCGGAUCUAAAGCAGAAGUACGGGUAUGGAGGAUGGGUGUCUAUGAACCAUUGUUGUGGUGCUAAUGGGAAUGCGCACAUGCUCAAAGAUGGGAAAUUUUUCAGAGAAGUUGAGGAGAAUUGUUGGGAUGCUUCAGCUAGAAUUAGAGACAUGGAUAGAGAUGGUAUCACGGUUCAAGCUCUUUCUACAGUUCCAGUCAUGUUCAGUUACUGGGCUAAACCUGAGGAUACUCUGGAUGUCUCUAGAAUGGUGAAUGAUAAUCUAGCUGGGACUGUAGCUGAUAAUCCAGAUAGGUUUAUAGGCCUGGGUACUAUUCCUAUGCAGGCUCCUGAACUUGCAGUACAAGAGAUGAAGAGGGCAGUAGGAGAACUGAAGUUUCCUGGAUUCCAGAUAGGAUCCCAUGUUGGAGAAUGGAAUCUUGAUGCUAAAGAACUUUAUCCAAUUUAUAAAACUGCUGAGGAUCUCGGAGCAGCACUUUUCGUUCAUCCUUGGGACAUGCUUUCAGGAGGCAGACACUCUAAGUACUGGUUACCCUGGUUAGUUGGUAUGCCUGCUGAAACUGCUACAGCAAUCUGUUCUCUUUUAAUGGGUGGAAUCCUUUACCAGUUCCCUAAGCUCAAGGUUUGUUUUGCUCAUGGUGGAGGUUCGUUUCCGUACACUGCAGCUAGAAUACAACAUGGAUACAAUGUGAGACCAGAUUUGUGCGCUACAGACUGUAACAUCCCUCCUUUGGACUUUUUGGGUAAAUUCUGGACAGAUUCUCUAGUUCAUGAUCCCGGGGCACUCAGGUUACUCCUUGAGGUUAUAGGAGAAGAUAGAGUAAUGUUGGGAACAGAUUAUCCAUUUCCUCUUGGUGAAGUUAAAAUCCUGGAUACCUAUCCGGGUAAAGUAAUAACAGACAAUCAUACACUCUCAGAAACGACAAAGGAAAAAUUGUUGUUCAGCAAUGCAAUGGAGUUUCUCAACCUAGAUCCUACCAAAUACUAAUCAAAUCAAUUAAAAUCUGAUAACGUACAUGACUGCCAAAGCUGAUCAAGUGAUUAUCACAAUGGUUCACAUAAGAAUGACUAUCAGAGCUGAUAACGUGCCUUACACACGUGAUUACGUGACUUGACUUACAUCGUCAUUAAACAGCUGACAAGUUAGUUUACAUCUAGCCACGUGACUAUUCAGCUGAUAACGUAACUAACACAGCUGAUCACAUGACUUUCAGAGCUGAUAACGUGACUUGCAAAGCUGCAGUUACAUAACCCUACAGCUAAUCAGGAAUCUUUGUGAUAAUACGUGAGCUUUAAAAGUAUAAGACUAGUUCAGUUCAAAUAGAUUAUCAAGUACAAUAGGUGGCAACAGAGAAAUGGACCAAUUAUACACGACGUCACAAGUGUCAAAUAU
This is a messenger RNA of Eurytemora carolleeae, 1477 nucleotides long. RefSeq names its product 2-amino-3-carboxymuconate-6-semialdehyde decarboxylase. The transcript is spliced from 12 exons. Bases 38 to 1072 code for a protein of 344 amino acids. Gene Ontology annotation, cellular component: cytosol; cytoplasm. Gene Ontology annotation, biological process: secondary metabolic process. The record is from RefSeq and is a predicted model, not a curated record. Gene Ontology annotation, molecular function: carboxy-lyase activity; hydrolase activity. NCBI's taxonomy places the organism in Eukaryota, Metazoa, Arthropoda, Copepoda, Calanoida, Temoridae.